GCCUCUUCUAAUUCUUUGUAAAGAAAGAAGCGAAUGCAGUCGAGUGUGCCUAUUUAUUCGUGUUUUUUCAAUAGUCUACUUGAUUGCUUCUAUUUGAUUUAAAAAUGGAGAAAAGAAUCGACGACAUGCAUAAAGCCAUAUUAGGGGCAUUAAAAGAAAAAAUGGUUGGUGCUCUUAUAGAUGCAAGAGUUACAGAAAAGAUGCCAGAAAUUGCAAUGAUGUCGGAAAACCCAUUAGAAAAUAUUGUGCCACAACAAGGAGACUAUAUACAAAAGUAUACAUGUUGUAAUGCCUUUAAAGCCUUUGCUCCGAAUCAAUGUCACGUUUGUCACUGUCUCGAGGACGAGCUCCAAACUUUGAAAAGAUGUUCUCGGUGUCGCAUGAUUUCAUAUUGUAGUACGGCCCACCAAAAAGAGGAUUGGUCAUCACAUAAGAAUUUAUGCAAAGUUUUGAGUGAUCUCGGAGGACCUAAAAUGUUUCAAAAACUGAAAGAAAAUCACAAUCCUACUUCUUCAAUGACAAAAAAAGUCGCUCAACUUAAAACACGGAUGGCUAUAAAGACUUUGAUCAUGACGAAAGUCACGGAAAAACUUGAAAGAAAGUUGUAUGUUUUUGAAUCGCAAAUGAUUAAUCAUCCUAGGAUUUGCUUUCAUUGCUUUGAUUCCGAAGCCGAAUUGAUUAAUUGUCGGAAUUGUCCAAAUGCUGCUUUUUGUAAGGAUCACGCUGGAGAUUCAGAGCAUUUUUUACUUUGUCCUCAACUUAUGCUUUGUCGCGAAAUUGAACUUGAUCAUUUAAAUCGCAGAGACUUCUUUACACAAUUGAGGAAAUCCAAGUUUGAUUUUCAUUUGGAAAAUACUCGAUUACCGAAAUCGAUGAAGGAAUUUCUUCAGACUUCUGUUAAGGUUAACAAAGACCGCAUAAAAUAUCUGGAUCGCCCCGAGUUGUGGGAAGUUUAUUUAUCAGAGGCGAUAAGUAGACCUUUAACUCUUGUCCAUGUUAUACAAAAACUUAAACUCCCUGUGAAAUCAAGACUCGUUGUUCAUGUGAUUGGUGCCGAUAUGGAAGAAGUUGGGAUGUCGAUUUGGGAAGUUGUACUUCAUUGGCUCCCUUCCGUGACUGAACUUAGAAUUGCCUUUGUCGGUCCUGAGCUCGACGCAAAGAAAACCUACACGAGCAAGCUUUGCAAAAAGUGCUGCGAAAAGAAGAAGGAAUUGAAUUUUGAAACAUUCAAUGAUCAAUACGAGAUGUACAGUACCCUUAGUAUCUCUGCCUUGAAGCCCGACAUUGUCAUUGGAUACAACAUGGCACCUUUCGCGUACACAACCUGGACGACGAGCAUUGGCAAAUUAGUUACGAUGCAAUCUCCUCUGAUUAUAACAGCAACUUCAGAAAUUGAAGCCUAUCGAGUACAUCACUGGAUGAAGUCUUGCUUAUGUACCGCCGAAUACUAUUCUUCUAAGCCAAAUCCAUUUGCGAGUUUACUGGUCGAGAGAGCCGCCGAGCAUGAAAGGCUGGUUGCGAAAAAUAAGUACACGAUUAUUUACAAGGAUUUGUACAAUUUGUCACAGAAGCCCUGCUCCGGUUGUUGUGUCACUCCGGCUACUACCAACUUUCCUUGGGUAAACUUGCAAGAUCUAGCUUCCAGUUUAUUGUUCAAUAAUAACGAUGAUACGAUCAAGGAAUCUGAUAAAGAGGCUGGCCCAAAGAAAAAAACAGAACCGAUGCCUCAGAGCGAAAGGAAGGUCAAUAAAAGGUUGAAAGAGAAACUGAAGAGGAGCAAGAAAUGAGAUCUUAACCCGCCAGAUGUGAGACCUCUUUUUUCUAUAGAUAGGACAAUAUUCGAAUGUUCGUAAGAUAUUUAUAUUAUUUAGAUUUCAUGUAGCGUAAGUUUUAAGAGCUUACAAUUCUUAUGUAAGGCAUAUAUGCAUCAUACCUGUUUAAGUUUGCAUUUCGUUCACUUAUUUUGUUCGAGUUUCAAAUAUUGCUGAUUUUCCGUUUAAGAAAUGAAAAUCCACAGUCCACGAUAUUGUUCAUUUUCAAAAUUCGAUCAAUUUUGAAUACUAUAUAGGUUUCUUGUCAAGAAUGAUUUAAAAAAGUUAAAAUUUUAAGAUUAGAAACAACUUAAUAAUUGAAGGAUAAAAGAAAAGUUUUUUGGAAAAAGCGCAGAAUGGGUUUCUUCAAUUUUGAAUAUGUAUGCGAUAUCUCAAUAUGAGUACGAUAAAAACAAAAAUAUUUUUAUGUUUAUAUAUUUGAAACGUUUAUUCAAAUUGAAUGCACGAUGUAUUUUUUAAAUCUGUCAGAUAAUGUUCCAUAUUAUAAUAAUGACGAUAAUUAAAGAUA
Belonocnema kinseyi is the source of this 2340-nucleotide messenger RNA. RefSeq lists its product as uncharacterized. The coding region runs from base 105 to 1787 and encodes 560 amino acids. The record is from RefSeq and is a predicted model, not a curated record. Gene Ontology annotation, cellular component: extrinsic component of mitochondrial inner membrane. The transcript is spliced from 3 exons. Lineage: Eukaryota; Metazoa; Arthropoda; Insecta; Hymenoptera; Cynipidae.